GUAAAAUUCAAGAACUUUUGAGUUUAUUCAAAUAUAUUUUAAUUAUCAUGUCUUCUUCAACAAAGUUCUUAACUUUAAAGACUAACGAUAUGGAGGAAUUUGUAUUGGACGAGGCGAUAGCCAUAAGGUCACAAACUAUUAAGAAUAUGGUUGAAGAUGAUUGUGUUUCAAACGUCAUUCCCCUGCCUAAUGUUGAUAGUAAAACAAUGAUCAAAGUGAUUGAGUACUGGAAGAAACAUUCCGAGGAAGGCAUCUCCAAAGACAAAUUGAUGGACUUUGACAAGGCUUUUGUGAAGGUGGACCAAUCGAUUUUGUAUGCUCUUAUCUUAGCUGCUAAUUUUCUUGACGAUAAGGAGAUGUUGGAUACGAUGUGUCAAGAAGUUGCUAAUAGAAUUAAAGGGAAAACACCGGAAGAAAUACGUAAAGAAUUUAAUAUCGAAAAUGAUUUUACUCCAGAGGAAGACGAGGAGAUCCGCAAUGAGAAUGCUUGGGCUUUUGAAUAAUUUUAUAAUUAUUUUAAAUAUUUAUUCUUUUUAUUUUAGGAUUAAAACUGUCUAGU
Messenger RNA from Solanum pennellii, 559 nucleotides. Its product is annotated as SKP1-like protein 1B. Lineage: Eukaryota; Viridiplantae; Streptophyta; Magnoliopsida; Solanales; Solanaceae. Gene Ontology annotation, molecular function: cullin family protein binding. Bases 48 to 503 code for a protein of 151 amino acids. Gene Ontology annotation, cellular component: cytoplasm; nucleus. Gene Ontology annotation, biological process: SCF-dependent proteasomal ubiquitin-dependent protein catabolic process. The transcript has a single exon. The record is from RefSeq and is a predicted model, not a curated record.